AUGUCACGAGUGUCUGUCACCGCCGUCGCUGCUUCUUCCUCUGCCACCUCUCCCUCCUCCUCCUCCUCCUCUUUGCCACCUUCCUUCCGCCACCAAGAUGCUCUGUGGCAAAUGAACUUGAGAUCAAGGGAAGCAAUGGAGCCUGGACCUUAUCCCGUGCGUGAAGGUGAACCGGACUGCUCAUACUACAUUCGAACAGGCCUAUGUAGAUUUGGAUCUACUUGCCGAUUUAAUCAUCCUUCUAAUAGGAAACUUGCUAUCGCCACAGCAUGGAUGAACGGAGAGUACCCAGAAAGAAUAGGACAACCAGAAUGUCAGUAUUACUUGAAAACUGGUACCUGCAAGUUUGGACCUACAUGCAAGUUUCAUCACCCUAGAGACAAAUCUGGAAUUGCUGGAAGAGUUGCCUUGAAUGUUUUGGGUUAUCCACUUCGCCUGAAUGAGGUCGAAUGUGCCUAUUAUUUGAGAACUGGACAAUGCAAGUUUGGGAACACUUGUAAAUUCCACCACCCCCAGCCAUCCAACGUAAUGGUCUCUCUACGUGGUUCUGUCUAUCCUCCUAUCCCUUCUUCAACAACUCCUGGUCAGCUAUCAUUUCCCUUGUCAAGAGCUUCUUAUGUUCCGAGUCCAAGGUGGCAAAGCCCUUCAAGUUAUGCACCGGUGAUUAUGCCUCAGGGAGUGAUAUCAGUUCCCGGAUGGAACCCAUACACUGCUCAGCUGGUUUCUGUUUCAUCUUCAGAAAGCCAACAUCCAACAGCAGGAAACGGCUCACAUCAGGGUGAAGCUGCAAGCACAGGAUCUCAGUUUCGUUCUGGUUCUACACCUAUGGGGUAUUAUGCAUUGCAGAGAGAUAAUGAGUUUCCUGAGAGACCUGGCCAGCCAGAAUGCCAAUUCUAUAUGAAAACUGGGGACUGCAAAUAUGGUGCAGUCUGUAAAUUUCAUCACCCCAGAGAGAGAAUUAUCCCCGUUCCAGAUUGUGUCUUAAGUCCAAUCGGGCUUCCUUUGAGGCCAGCAGAGCCUCUGUGUCUUUUCUACUCUCGAUAUGGAAUCUGCAAGUUUGGUCCAAGUUGCAAGUUUGACCACCCAAUGAGGGUUUACACACACAAUUUUGCUGCAUCAUCAUCAGGCGACACUCCAGAAGUUCGCCGUUUUUGGGCUUCAUCAUCAGGAACUGGUGUAUUAAGUUUGCCCGGGAAAGGGCUUGUGGAAGCAGGCUCUACAAAUAACAGGCGAAUAUCUUUCUCUGAAGGAAGACAGAUUCCCUCUGGUGAUGAUUAA
Molecule: messenger RNA, 1278 nt
Organism: Fraxinus pennsylvanica
Lineage: Eukaryota; Viridiplantae; Streptophyta; Magnoliopsida; Lamiales; Oleaceae
Source: the annotation of a GenBank genome assembly